This is a messenger RNA of Notodromas monacha, 2728 nucleotides long. NCBI's taxonomy places the organism in Eukaryota, Metazoa, Arthropoda, Ostracoda, Podocopida, Cyprididae. The record is from the annotation of a GenBank genome assembly.
AAGGCUUCGGAAUCACGUAUCAAACCGGAUGUGAGUCCACCAGAAUUUUGUGUGAAACAAGAUUACCUUAUUUAUUCCACAUCCUCGUUUCGACAUGAUGAGUGCUGCAUAUUUAAUGAGGCUAGAUUUCGGUCUUAGAGACCUUUCAUACUUGAAAUUAGAAAUAAGUGACUCAGCUGAAGGUAGUCCAGAGCAAUGGGAGAUGAUGCGGAAAAAUAAAACCAGCGUUGAGUGCUACCUAGAUAAACUAGAAGAUCGUGCUCACGAUGUCGACCGGAUCCCUUUCCAUUUCCACAGAUCUGUAGAUGGAAUUAAAAUUGGAUCUCCUUGUGGAAGGAGCUCUUGGUUGAAGAAGGUAUUCACCAUUCGAGACGAUGCGAAUGGAGCUUUCGUGUUGACCACGGAGGAAAAGCCGUUUCCGCGCCUGUUCUCGAAUGUUGUGGUAUUCAUCAACCAGAAACGACUUUGUUUCGAUCGGAAAACCGAUUUCACUCUGAAACACGGCGACGUCAUUGAAAGCUUCAAUGUAAUGCGUAGACUUGUUCCGGUAUGUCGGGAAUUUUUUGAAUUACUGAGGGCCGGAGGUAUUAUUUGGACUCAUCUCGAUUUCCGUCUUGUUCUUGGCAUCUUGAAUGUGCCAUUCGGGCACCUGGAUGACUUCUGCAAAGUUGUUGCUGGACGCGUUCAAAAACUCACAAUGGACUUCAGUAUUCCAGAUGGAAUGAAGGCAUUUGUGCCGCGGGAUAGUUCGAGAUCCUUCUUCAAAUAUUUUCAUUGGGAGAAUUUGAAGAUGUUGGAGAUACUUGCCUUGGAGGACAGUGAUGAUUCAUUCAGAAAAUUACUUGUAGAAAAUGGGAAAGUGUUCUCUCAUUUGGAAAAGCUGUUGAUUCAUGAUCAUAAGGAAGGGAAUUCGUUCCUGCGUCAGGCAUCAACUGGAAAAUUGGUGCUUCCUGCUUGUGAACAAGUUACCUUAAAAUGUGCGUUGAAGACACUGCGUAAUGUGGAUAUGAGGCUUGUUUUUCCAAGAUUGAAGGAACUCCAUCUGAUGAACAUUGCAUAUGUUUCAAACGCAUAUGCUGGACAGAUUCUACACCAGCAUGUUCAGUCUCCCACAAUCCAGGAGUUUAUUGCAACUCUUGGCUCUCAAGUGCUCUCAAGUUUGCAUGACUAUCAUUUACCAGCAAAAAUGGAUAAGAAUAGUUGGACCCUGGCUCAGAUAAAGGGUACUUUUAUGAACCUUGAGUCUCUGGGCUUGCAUGGGGAGUUUUUUGACCAUGUGCCUAUAGCUGACAAAAAUCGCCCAAUUAUGCUGAACUUGAAAUCGCUGUGGCUGAAAGACGUAUUUUUAACAAAAGUAUUCCAACAUUUACGGAUGCAAACGUCGCUUGAAAAGCUGUGGAUCAGAAAUUAUCGUUCUCAGGCAACUGAAUCCAGUCGGCGAAUUUGCCAGGACUUCCUUGACAGCCCCAAACAAUGGGUGAAGAAUUUGAAAUACGUUUCAGCUGAUCUCUGGGAGACGUACAUUCCCUACGAAAACCUCCACCAAUUGGAAUGCGUCGCUUUCUUUUUUCGAUGCAAAGCCGCAGUGAAAUUUGCGAAGAGAGUCUUUGAAAAGCUUCGCAGCUGUUCGAAGCUGCAAGGAUUGAUUCUUCGUGUACGGGAUGAUCUUGAGCUGCGAACACUUGACCCAUUGCCGCAAAAUUUGGAGUUUGCUGCAUUUACGGGUACCAAUCGUUGCAGUGCAAUGGCUGCGCUAGAUUUCAUCCGACGGAGUCGAGAUUCAUUGCAGGAUCUUUGGAUCCAAACGGAUCACGUAAAGGAUCUGGAAGAACUAAUUCCAGCCUUGAAGCAUUUCAGUCGACUCAAGAAUGUCGUGUUUGUGGACUCAUAUGACGAAGACGGGAAUGCAAUAAAUUGGUUCGAGACCACAUUGAAAGAACGGGUUGAUCCGACGGGCGCUUUGAAGCAAGUGACGCUGUUUUCUCCGUCAGCAGUGGAUUCAGAAUUUUAUUACUCAUCUUGCACCUUCAACACUGCGAAAAUGGAAGAGGCUGAUUUUUCGUUGGAAUUCGUUACCCGAUUUUACAUCGAAUGGCUGAAGUUUAUACCAGACAAGGAAGAACUCGGUCAGCUUUCGAUACUGGAAAUUAAAAAGAGUGUUCAUGAGUUAAAUUUUCGAAAAGUGCGGAGAGAAUCAUUGGCGUGGCAUGAAUUGAAUUGUUCUGUGAAGUUCUUCGUCAGAAGCCUCGAAUCCGGUAUGCAGCUCAAAUACAACGCGGCCAUGCUCAAUGAUGUCGCUGUAGAAUUCACGGAAACACAGCAGCUGACGGUUGGUUCUCAUCGGAAAAAAGUGACAUCUACAGCACCUGAGGAUAAGUUUCACGUUCAGGCAGAUGCUUCCGUUGUGGAAGCGAAACUGACUGGUGCUGGUGCCCAAGUUUGGGUAUGUUGUGGUUCUCCUCCUCCUCCUGCUGCUGCUGUUGGGUCAUCCAAGGCAAUUCCGCCAUUUUCAUCAACAGCCGCCACUUUGGCGGCUGUUGAUGAAAAUGGUGGAAUUACCUUAGAUGACCUGGAGGCAACCCUACGCAUGAAUGCCACUCAACCCCAACAGGACAGAAAUCCCGCAAUCUACAAGGACGCAACCCUAACGCCAACUGGGAAAAACAUCCGCCGGAAAGGGCAAUGGCACCUAACGGACCCCGCUGCCAAAAAAGACAACAAAACCUAA